Molecule: messenger RNA, 525 nt
Organism: Manis pentadactyla (Chinese pangolin)
Lineage: Eukaryota; Metazoa; Chordata; Mammalia; Pholidota; Manidae
Gene: COXFA4
Product: NDUFA4 mitochondrial complex associated
Exons: 4
Coding region: 119-367 (82 amino acids)
Source: RefSeq, a predicted model, not a curated record
GGGUCCUUCAGGUAGGAGGUCCUGGGUGACUUUGGACGUCCGCUCACCCUACUGGGGCGUUUUCUUAGUACCGGUCUUGAGGGUUGUUUCUCUUAGACGAGAGGCCUGUUCUGCAACCAUGCUGCGCCAGAUCAUCGGUCAGGCCAAAAAGCAUCCAAGCUUGAUCCCCCUCUUCAUAUUUAUUGGAGCGGGAGGUACUGGAGCAGCACUGUAUGUCUUGCGCUUGGCAUUGUUCAAUCCAGAUGUCAGUUGGGAUAGAAAGAAUAACCCAGAACCCUGGAAUAAACUGGGUCCCAAUGAUCAAUACAAGUUCUACUCAGUGAAUGUAGAUUACAGCAAACUGAAGAAAGAAGGUCCAGACUUCUAAAUGAAAUGUUUCACUAUAAAGCUGCUAAGAAUGAAGGUCUUCCAGAAGCCAUCCGCACAAUUUUCCACUUAACCAGGAAAUAUUUCCCCUCUAAAUGCACAAAAUCAUGUUGGUGUAUUGUAUGGGGUUACACUGAUUAAUAAAUACCUGAAACUUGA